CGCUGGCCAAGGAAACGGCCUUCGUGGAGGUGGUGCUCUUCGAGUCCAGCCCCGGCGGCGACUACACCACCUACACCACCGGGCUGCAGGGCCGCUUCUCCCGCGCCGGGGCCACGCUCAGCGCCGAGGGCGAGAUCGUGCAGAUGCAUCCACUGGGACUCUGCAAUAGCAACGAUGAAGAGGAUUUGUAUGAAUAUGGCUGGGUCGGAGUGGUGAAACUGGAGCAGCCUGACCUGGAGCCCAAGCCCUGCCUCACCGUUCUGGGGAAGGCCAAGCGGGCAGUGCAAAGAGGAGCCACGGCAGUCAUCUUCGACGUCUCCGAGAACCCCGAUGCCAUCGAUCAGUUGAACCAGGGCUUAGAAGACCCUCUGAAAAGGCCAGUUGUGUAUGUGAAGGGGGCAGAUGCAGUCAAGCUGAUGAACAUAGUUAACAAGCAAAAGGUUGCCCGGGCCAGGAUCCAGCACCGGCCUCCACCGCAACCCACCGAGUACUUCGACAUGGGGAUUUUCCUGGCCUUCUUUGUGGUGGUCUCUCUCGUUUGCCUCAUUCUUCUUGUCAAGAUAAAACUGAAGCAGCGCCGCAGUCAGAAUUCCAUGAAUCGGCUCGCUGUGCAGGCCCUGGAGAAGAUGGAGACCCGGAAGUUCAAGUCCAAGCUGAAAAGCUCCUGUGAAGGCAGCUGCAGUGCCCUGGACACCCUCGGCAGCAGCUCCACCUCGGACUGUGCCAUUUGUUUGGAGAAGUACAUUGAUGGGGAGGAGCUGCGCGUGAUUCCCUGCACUCACCGGUUCCACAGGAGAUGUGUAGACCCGUGGCUUUUGCAGCAUCACACCUGCCCGCAUUGCCGCCACAACAUCAUCGAGCAAAAGAAGGGGGCGCUGAGCCAGGGCUGCGAAGAAAUGGCCAGCCAGCUACGCAGCCGCCAGCAGCAGCGCGUGAUCCUGCCGGUCCACUAUCCUGGCCGCGUGCACAGGGCCAGCCAGGUCACCACCUACCCUACGCGAACCAGCAUGGAUCCCCAUGGGAACCCCAUCACAGUCUUGACGGUGGACCGCCACCGGGAGACACCCGCCUUCAUCCGCAGCUGCCAGCCCCUCCACCUGGACCACGGCUUAACCGCGCACCCCUGUGCCAUGGAGCACCGGGCUUACCCCGCAGCCCACCCCUUCCGGAGGCCGAAGUUCGGGGGCGGCCACCCCUUCUCCAAGCCGGCUUGCUUCUCCCAGUACGAGGCCAUGUUCCAGCACUACUACUUCCAAGGCCUGAGCUACCCCGAGCAGGGCGGGCCGCUUCCGCUGAGCAUGGCUGCCAAGGGCCCCUCCCAUGCCUUCCAGCCUGCAGGCGGGGGCGGCAGCAGCGGCGGCAGCAGACUGUUCACCCCCACGGUCCACGUGGCGCCGUCCUCCCGCCUGGAGAGUGGCAGCAACUCUAGCUUCAGCUGCUACCACGGCCACCGUUCCAUCUGCAGCGGCUACCUGGCUGACGGCCCCGGCAGCGACAGCAGCAGCAGCGGCAGCAGCGGCAGCGGCAGCUCGGCCCAGUGCCGCUGCUCCUCCAGCGACUCCAUGGUGGACUGCACGGAGGUCAGCAACCAGGGCGUCUACGGGAGCUGCUCCACCUUCCGGAGCUCGCUGAGCAGCGACUACGACCCCUUCGUCUACCGCAGCAAGAGCCCCUGCCAGGGGGCCGAGGCUGGCGGGGCAGGCCGGGGGGCAGUGCUGCUCCUGGAGGGCCCUCACACUCCCAGCCCCGCAGCCGGGGAAGGCCGGCCCGUCCUGCUGUCCAUGGCGGGGGACCAGCUCUCGAACUACAGCUUGGAGAUGAACUACAGCAGCAGCUCCUCACUGGAGCACAAGGAGGCCCUUGGCCUGGUCUCCGAGGGGGGGGCAGGCUUGGACGCCCUUCCCAGGGGGGUCGGGGAAGCCAGCCAAGCCUGCAGGGGGCCUCGGGAGCAAGCGUGCGCCUGCCGUCUGGAGGCUCCGCAUGCGCCGAGCCGGGAGCCCCUCAGCAGGGUGGCCGAAUGCGGCGCACUCCUCCUCGGCCCGCCGCUCUGGACAGGGCGGGGCCCCGGGCCGGACCCCCCGGCACGGAGGAAUAUGGGCCUGCACAGGAUUCGGACCGAGGGGGGGACGUGCGAGGCCCUGUCCUGCUGCUUCUAUGAAGAGAAGCAGGUGGCCAGCGGGGGUGGCCCCGCACAGCCGGGCUGCCUCGUGGAGGACUGCGCCGUGGACGUGCGGUACGCCUGCGCAGAGGACCCCUUGCCCGGCUGCUUCGUGGGCGUCUGCGACCGAGGCCAGCGCAUCGCUAUCAUUCCCGAGGACCGAGACUGCGAGCUCACCCUGCCCUUGGAUUGCCACGGAGGGGGCGGCAGCCCUUGGGGGGGGCCGGGCGGCACGGCAGAUGCAGGCCAGCUCCACCUCCCUCCGGGAGAGGCCCGCCGUGAGCCACAGGAACGGCCAGAGUGGCGCUGCCGGCCAGCACCCCUGCGGGAGGAAGCCCCGGGGCUCUUUGCCAGCCCUGCCCUUACCUGCCCCGAGGUGACAGUGGCGAUGGCGGCAGCCGGGCCCCAGACCAUGGGUUGCUCUUCGGCGGUGCAGGGACAGGCUGGGGACUGACAGGAGGAGGAGGAGGUGCCUCCCACCCUCAGCUGGACUGCAAGAUCGUCUUUGGCCGCGGCGAACCCGCGGAAGUGGUUCCCGGGGCAGGGUGGGGCGGCUUCAGCCCCACAUGGCUUCCCGGGACCCGGCGUGUUCGUGGAGAGCCACAGCACAGCCACCACUGCCAUUGCUGCUGCUGCCGCCGCCGGGCAAGGGGCCUGUCCGAAACAACCGAGGUACACUGUGGACAGAGACGGCCCUCCCACGUGGGGAGGCCCGGCCUGCCUUAAAAAGCAACUAGCACCUUGAAGCGAGACGUGUCCAAAGGGGGGUGGCAGUGAGCCGCCCGAGUCCUGGCACAUGGCCUUUCCUUCUUGCGCUAAGUCCAAAUGCCGUGGGGGCGAGGGCAGGGAUGAGCGCCGCGUGGGGCAGCUUUGUGGAUAGCCUCACCUGCUCGCAGCCGGGUUCGUUCCCUUGAGAUCUGGGGAGGCAGAAUGUCUUGGAGGAUAAAGGCUGCCUAAGUGCGAAUAGUUUCAGGGGCUCCACUGGAAGAAGAGGAGGAAACAUUACGGGGCAUGAAAUAUGCCCGAGGCUCUUCGGCCGUGUGCUUGGACAGAUGCUGGACCGAAGCACCACCUUCUGGUCGCUGCUGACUUGUCCAGGGCCCUGUGCCUUCUUGGCCUGCCUUCGUGCUCCCGGGCAGGCCAAUCCCUUCUUGUCAUUUUAGCAUCAAUGCAUGUUGUCAUUUCCACUUACUGUUUCCUGUGGAAACAAUCACACUGUUUGCACAACACGGCAGUCCACUGUGGGUUAUUGAAUUCAUGGAGAGGCUGUUGCAUGUGCGGGGCUCAUGGUUUGGUUUCAGGGUAAUGCCAAGGUUGUUUAACUCUUGCCUGGCCUCCAUUCACCUGGUUUGCCUGAUUUCCUCUGGGACACUCUCCUCUAAAAAAGCAGGAAUUGCAUGCACAGCUUGGUGCUCCUGAGUCCAGCAGCUUAUCAUGGGUUAAAUAACCCACAAUGAACCGUGGAGUGGUGUCCACACCUGGUCAGUGGCUUCUGGCUGCCACAGGGCAUGGUUGCACAAUUCCAGAUGGCACCUCUUCUGUGUGGAACCAACAAAGUGGGAAACCCCAGAGCAGAAGCCAAAAACAGUAGGGCGGACAAAAAGGAUGACUCAUUCGGCAACAGCGGAUUGUUCGCUUAGUUCAUUUCAAUGGUUAAUUUAAUGGAAGAAAAGAACCAUGUUGUCUCCUGUAUUACUUUCUGCUCUUUGGCGACCUCUUCUGUGUGGUCAAGACCAGGCAAAUGCACACUUCGGUGUCUGUGGGUACAUGUAACUCAGGCGGUGUUCUGUCUUCUUCAUGUCUGUACCGGACAUUUGGCUAUUCCAUGCCCAAAAUGUGUACCAAGGGGAAAAGAUUGUUUGUUUUGUGUUUUAAAAUAUAAUGUGCCUAGAUCUCUUCCCCACGCCAUGAGAAAAGGGUCUAAACACUUUGUGUCCCGUGCAUGAACAAGGGAAGGCCUCCUGAACAGUUUAAAGUAACUCCUGACCAGUCCAAGAGAACAAUGGAAAGGCCCCAAUAUUUUUAUCUCUCUUACAUUUCACUGUUACCAGAUCACACACAGAAAUGGUUUGCCCAUGUGCCUCGUCGUGCCCUCUGUGAUGUCUGUGCAGUUCCACGCAUGACUUCUGCGCUGCCAAGAGCGCCGUUGCAGCGCUUGCCCUCUGCUUUCGAGCAGGAGUCCCCUCCACUGCCUCGUGUCUGAAGGGCCAGGCAAGCUGCUCUCCUCAGCUCCUGUUUGAGCUUAAAUAGCAUGACAAAGAACUCUUUAGAGCUUUAGCAGUGUUUCACCUGCUAUUAUACUGCAAACAGUAUGCAUACAUUAGAAACACCUUCAUUGGCAUUUAACUUGGAAUUAAAAUCAAAAGACCCAAAAGAGGAAGUUUGCGGACCAUAUGCGGUGCCCCGUCCAUGCGCACUACCUAAAUUUUCUUCAGAAGAUACGCCUUCAUUUGGUGCCAGGCUCUCUGGCUCUGGGCAUUAAAUGCCUUCAGCCUGGUGCCAUGUCACUCCCAGCAGCUCAGCCAUCUGCUUUGCCUGGUCCACGUGCUCCUGUCAUAGCAUCUGAAGGAAUGACCCGAAAACAUCUGGUGUCUCACUCCGGUGCCCCAUAGAGCUGACUCAAGUCCAGUGCUGCGGCCUUGGUACCAGCAAUUUGCCUGCUGGAUGUUCAGGACCUCGAUGGCCCCGGAGCUCAGCCCCUUAAGUGCAAACUGCCCUGGGCUUGGUACCCAGCAUCCCAUGAGAGCCGCGCAUCCUCUGUGUGGGUACUUUUCCCUGUGCACAUAGGCUGGGGAGCAGGGACACGGAUGUCUUGUGAGCUUGGUAGCUGCUCCUUGACCAGAUGUUCUGAAUGGGCCACGUCAUGGCAGCUGGGACACGCAAAGGCGUUUUCCUAGUCCUUGUUCACAGCCUUCAUCUUGACACGGCUCAGGCACUGCAUGGGGCAUCUUCCUCUGUUGCUUGGCCCACCCAAGGCUUUGCAUUUAGCUCACAUCAUUAUUCUGGGAUGAUGGUCCAUUGAAUUGGCUCUAAGCCUGGGUGUUUCUGACCCCUCUGCCCUUCUCUGGUUUACACCCCGGAACAACAGUUAGGAAAAAAACGCUUUGCCUUGAUUUGAAGGAGGUCUGGUCAGCAUAUUAGUUGGCAUUUCAAGGGCAAGCUUCCACCCUGGGACUUUCGGCUGGUAUUGGAUACUUCACGGUGUGUGGCCAGCAGCUAGCUGCUCAAGUAGAUCACCGUAGCAGGAAUCAAUUCUCAAAUGUUUGAAGGAAAAGGCUUGGACGGUGGUAUGCUUAGGUGCUGAUGGGUCGCUCUCAUCGGGCAGGCCUCAGAGGCCAGGAGCCCCAGCCGCUGAAGCUGCCUGCCCAGCACGAAUGCUGGGCUGCCCCUGCCUCGUGGGUCCUUGCCUUGUUGACACUGAUGUCAGUCCUGGAGCUGCUGCUUCAUAUUCCUCCUCCUCCGCACCACUCAAGUGACAAUGCCUUUUGCGGUGCUUGCCAGUGCUUGAAAAGCUUUUUGGUAUGAGGGCCUUUCACCCCGACCUUGCCUGCCUUCUGUACUCUGGAGCAGGCCUGGACGGUCCUCGGGGCUGUUGCAGGUCCCUUCCUUCCCCAGGGAACCUCUUUCCUGCUUUGCUCGCAGAUGGUCUCUUCACACAAUUUCUUCUCCCUCAGUUCUCCAGCUUUGUCACUUGUCUGUGCGAACGCCUCGCUCAGCGGCUGGUCAGGACAGCACCGUGCCCAAAGGUGAACGAGGAUCACUUCCCACGGCCUUUUUUAGGCACCUCGGUGCUCCUGGCCGCCCCCCGCAGACUGGCCUCGUUCCAGCGAGAGCAGAGGAACAGCCCCGUGCGAGUCGCAGCAGGGAAGGGCUCUCCUCCAUGCGCACGCGCGCUCACGCUGGUUGUCUGGACCAGUCCUCCUGCGUGCGCCUGUGAGUGGCAUGGAUGCGGGGGGGAGGCGGGGGGGCGGAACCCCCAACACUGCUUCCUCCUCCGGUCUCCUUUCAGUGAGGACGCCAUCCUUGCUUCCAGUAUCGCCUGCUGCUGUGCGCAGCAGAGCGCGUUCAUUUCGGGAUAUGAUGCGUGUCGCUGCCACGCCUUCCCUUUGUUCUUCCACUUUUGCGAACGGGAUGGGACAAACGUCAUGCCGAUGCAGCCGUGGCCGAGUGGGGAAUUCCUUGUUCAGAGCUGCAGCAAUAUGGGCACCGAUGAACCGCGUUUUCCAUCUUUGGUCCUUUACUAUUAUGAUAGUAACUGCUAUUGGGGCGUGUAUACGGCUCUCCAACCCUCACCCUCUCAGAUCCUUGGAGGGCCUGUGUAGGAGUGCUCCCCCUCAGGGGCUGCUUGUGUGCCAUGCCUCUUCUCCAGGGUCCUUGGGAGGCCUGACCCACGGGCGAUGUCCUUGGGCCUGCCCUGUCUUUCUGUCUGACGCAGCUUGUGCACUGACACCUUCCCAUUACGGAGGACUGGCAGCACAUGACUCCGUGGGGCAGAGCCAGUGCAAGCUCAUGCUGCAUGUGUAGUGGCAUGUCAGAAAGGAAGCGAAUGCUCCGUGAAGAGAGUCUCCAGCUGUGUAUUGUCACGAUGCUCUUUGUGCGUUGAUCCUUACUUUUGCAAGGCUCAGUUAAGAAUGUAAGGCUCCCCUUCACCUGUGCUGGAACUCUCUUCAAAGAGCUCCUGUUGAUGAUGACAUCAGUGCCGUCUCUGUGGGGCCUCUUCUGGCCAGAGUGGCAGGGCUCGGCCAUCACUCCUGCAAGGCCUCCGAGACCGUGUCAGAGAUGGGCCAGAGCAACACACCUGUGGAUAUGACCUCCGCUGCAGGGCCUUUGGGGCCUGCACCCCCUGCGGAGUUCAUCAGUCUGCCUUGUGUGCGACUGUACAGACGGCAUGGAGAAGAGAACCACACUCAUGGGCUUCCCCGUACGUGCAGUUCUCCGAGUCCACGGCAGUCCCAGAGCCCUCCCUUCUUCCCCACUGUUCGUCCCUGCCCUUGACACUUGGAGGGACACACAGUUUUCCUGCUCAAGGGCAGAAGCUGCAAGCUCUUCUAAGCUCUAGAGGUUUCCAAAAUGCACAGCUGCAGAACUGAAAUGGGCGACUGCACAGAUAACACUGCAAGAAUUACCAUUACAGGUAAAAGUAACUUAUUUCAGAAUGAGCCACUGAUCUCUACACUUAAAUUAGCAGCUUAGUGGCAGGGAGGGUAGGAAGAGGCUACCAGGCGUGCUCCAAGCACCAGGUCACGUCAUUAAAAACAAACAACCCUCAGCAGGAAGAUUGUCUCCCACUGCCCUGCUGUGGCGCUUCAGUUUUACCAGCCUUUCUAUUGCAUGUGUCUGCAGCUUUUCCCUGUCUGGAGCCCAUUCAAGAGGAACGUUUUGUUUUGGUCAGUAUAAGGGACCUUUCUACUGCAAAAGGCCUGUUUAAUUGUUGCCAUCUUGAUGGGCUUGUGAGGCACUAUUUUUAAAAAAAUGAAAUUUGAACUUCUGUAGCACUUAAAAACACAGUUUGUAUAAAAUUUAUUGUAAAGAUUUGUAAUAUGGUUAAAGGGCUCUUUCUUACCAUUACCAUUUUUAAUGUUUCUAAAGCUAGAAAACAACUUGUGUAUAUUCUGUAUAUUAAUAGCAGCACAUUUCAUUUAUGGAAAGAUGUUCUCAGAAUAUUUAUUUACUAAUAUAUUUAUCUUAAGCCAUGUCCUAUGUUGCGUGUGUUAUGUUGUCUAAAAUAAUAAUAAUAAUAAUAAUAAUAAUAAUAAUAAUAAUAAUAAUAAUUGAAAAUCACUAACAAGAAGCCGUGUAAAUACACAGUAAUUGCACACAAAGAUUUUACAAUGUUUGCUGACCAAAAAGUGAUUUUAAAUUGUUGUAGCUCUCUACAGUUUUGUAACAAAGUGUACAAAUUUCUGUUUAAAACAAACAAAAAUACAGUUUUAUUGUCUAACUUGAAA
Messenger RNA from Varanus komodoensis (Komodo dragon), 8106 nucleotides. RefSeq names its product zinc and ring finger 3 (gene ZNRF3). The record is from RefSeq and is a predicted model, not a curated record. Lineage: Eukaryota; Metazoa; Chordata; Lepidosauria; Squamata; Varanidae. Gene Ontology annotation, molecular function: frizzled binding; ubiquitin protein ligase activity. Gene Ontology annotation, biological process: Wnt receptor catabolic process; negative regulation of canonical Wnt signaling pathway; ubiquitin-dependent protein catabolic process. The transcript is spliced from 9 exons. Bases 144 to 2612 code for a protein of 822 amino acids.